Messenger RNA from Manis javanica (Malayan pangolin), 2775 nucleotides. RefSeq names its product NIPA like domain containing 2 (gene NIPAL2). Gene Ontology annotation, molecular function: magnesium ion transmembrane transporter activity. Gene Ontology annotation, biological process: magnesium ion transport. NCBI's taxonomy places the organism in Eukaryota, Metazoa, Chordata, Mammalia, Pholidota, Manidae. Gene Ontology annotation, cellular component: membrane. The record is from RefSeq and is a predicted model, not a curated record.
GGCGGGGAGGCGGGCGCGCACCUGCCGCCGCGCGGGGGCGGGAGCCAGGUGGCCUCGGUGCCCGCCUCGUCGGGCACCCUGCAGGAAGUGGCUCCGGCGCGGCCCAGGCGCGGCCUCGGCGGGGCGCGCCUCCUCCCGGGGCGUCGCGGGCCAGCCGGAGCCGGAGCCCGAGCGCCGGGAACGGACCUCAUGGCCGCGCGGGCGCCCGAGGGUCCGGGGGACACCGCUUCUGCCGCCCUGGACGAGCUGUCGCGGAACUUCACGUACGGGGCGCUCGGCGUCGGCAACGGCUCCCUGUCGGGCGCGUGGUACCGCAGGAACCAGAUUCACCUUUUUGGAGUUUUGCUGGCCAUUUUAGGAAACUUGGUAAUCAGCAUUUCCCUAAAUAUUCAGAAAUAUUCUCAUCUGCGUCUCGUCCACCAAGAGCACCAGAGGCCAUUCUUCAGGAGUGUGUUGUGGUGGGGUGGGAUCCUACUGAUGGCUGUAGGAGAGACUGGAAACUUUGCAGCCUAUGGAUUUGCCCCCAUUACUCUCAUCGCUCCAUUAAGCUGUAUGUCUGUUACAGCCUCAUUGACUGUUAUUUCAGGAAAAGCCGUCUCAGGCAUGAUCACGUUUUCUGUGACGGAUAAAAUGCAACUAACUUAUCCCAUCUUCUAUAUCAUGUUUAUCGUCAUGAUAGCAUCUUGUGUUUUCCAAGUCAAGUUCCUGAAUCAAGCCACGAAACUCUACAAUACAACGACGGUGGUGCCAGUGAACCACAUAUUCUUUACAACCAGUGCCAUUAUUGCAGAACAACAGAAGAAAGAAAUGGGAGAGGAGACUGGCAAUGAGAAUGGAGCUGAGGUAGCACGUCACUGCUACAGUGUCCUCCAGCGCCUGAGGGAGCGUGUGGCCACACCAGCAGACCACAGGGCCUUGCCAAGAGUAACAGCACGGACAACAGCUGGCCUGAAGUGCACAUGCUAUGUCAGAAGCCCCAGGGUCCGCCCAGCCUCUCAGGUAUCAUAUUUUAUCAGGAAUUCCUUGGAGCAGCUUUUCUCACUGUAUUUAUCUAUCUUUUUGGGUGUUUUCUGUCAUUCCUUGGUGUGUUUUUGGUCACAAGAAGUCGAGAAAAGAAACAUCUGCCACAGUCGUACAUUGAUUUUGGAAAUAUUCCUGGGAAACAAAUGUUGGACAAAAUACAACCAGAUUCAGAUGGCUUAUCCUAUGGAACUUUGCCUAAUGGGAGUGACUCAACAAAGAACCAAAGUGGAGAGAAGAAAGAGGUCUAGAAUGCCAGAGGGAUGGCUGUUGGCCUGCUACUCGGACCACCUUUGUAAAAGAUUGCACGUGUUCAGUUUGUGUCAGCAGCUAUUUUACACUGACAUGUGCUAGCAUUAGUCAGUCCUUUACCCCAACCCCCUUCCUGUGGACAAUCAGAGCCUUCUUAGGCUUUGACAGACUAAUAUUUUCGUGGAAUGUAAUGUGAAGUGUUCCCUGCACCCUGGACCUCUCCCCAGUGAUCGUCUAACCAUCUAGGUCUUCAUUAGAGCCUGGCAAGCCAAGCAGGAAUGUCACACAAAAAUGUGCAUUCACGAUUUGGCUGCAGAACACAUAGGCUGCUUUCCCCACACAGCUUAUAGUGUCAGUUGCUUUGAUUUAAAGAAACACUUCACCCUACAACCCCACUCCUGAACCAAGGGUUUGAGAACAUUCAUUUUUCCUAAGACAUCUUUUAUGAGCCUCCCAUAAAGAUCUCACGUUUCUGUUCCUGAAUUAGAAUGGUGAAUCACCUUUUCUGAGAACUAGCCCUCUAACAACCAUAUUUUGAAAAUUGAGGGUGUCUUUAAAAUUAGUACUUGUAAGUGGCAGUCUGUGAUGGCGCAUACCAAAACUAAAGGCCCUUGGCUAGUGAACUUUGUAAGAUUGAGAAAGGAAAAAAUUAAGAAGUAGGACCAGUUUUUUAAAAUAAAAAUAUAGAAUGAUGACAUCUUAUUCAGCUGUAUGGUCCUAUUAUACUUAACUUGAAAUUGGAAACUGCAUAUCCUACUGCCUGGAUUUGUUUAGCGCUUAUAAUUUAUCAAGUGGGUUUAUAUGUUUUAACUCUCAACACAAGUCUCAAAAAUUGUGUUUAUAUUCUUAGUGACAUUUUCACUAACACACUAUUUCUUCUCCAAGUCAUUAUCUCAAGCUUUAUAAAUUCUUUUAAGUAAAAGGAUAGUUAUAAUUAAGAAACUGGAUUUCAGCCAUUUUCAGUCUAUAGACACAGCACCUAGCCAGGUGGUCUCUAGGUCUAGAGGGGAAGGCAGUUGCUCCUGUAUCCUGGCUUUUCUGGUGCUAUUAGUCACAUAUGUCUACUAAGACCCAUUUGCAGGUAGAGUCCAUAAUCGUAUCUGUUGUUUAUGAUCUACCUAAUAUUUCAAUGAGAAGAAAAGAACUAACCUUCAUUGUAACCAACAUCAAAUAAUAGGUCCUAUCCUUAAUGACAGUUCAAAACCUUGAGGUCACUUCUGACAUGCCAGUCCCAUACUGUUACAGCAGCUGUCUUGCAUUUGUGUAAGUUGUUUAACUCAGAGGUACUGAGACCAAAGCUGAGCUGCUUCAAGUCUUUCAGCUUCAUUCUUUGUCAUAAUUGCACUUCUGACCGGCCAAACGUGGCCACAAAGGCGAGAUUUGAAUCCAUCACCAAUGUAUGAAUAAUAACCUCGAGCCCAUGUCUGGUUUUUGAACUCCUGGUAACAAUUCUUGCCAUUGUGGAAAGUGUCCCCUUAAUUCAAAUAAAAGUCUUAUAAUUUA